Molecule: messenger RNA, 978 nt
Organism: Camellia sinensis
Lineage: Eukaryota; Viridiplantae; Streptophyta; Magnoliopsida; Ericales; Theaceae
Source: RefSeq, a predicted model, not a curated record
AUGGACUAUGCUGCAUUUGGUGAUGUAUUGGUAUUUGAUACAACUUAUCGUACAAAUCAGUAUAAGAAGCCAUUUGUGAUUCUAGCUGGCGUGAGUAACCAUUUUAUGACAAUCAUAUUUGGAUGUGCUUUGUUGCCUGAUGAGACAAUGGAGGCAUACACGUGGGUGUUGGAAACGUUAAUGGAGGCUAUGGAUGGACAAAGACUCAUCUCUAUUAAAAAUGCCUCAACAAAUGUCCACAUACCAGAAUUUACUAAUGAUUUCGCACAGUUGAUGUUAAAGAAAUGUAAAAUUGUUGAGUUUGACAAUGCGUGGGCUCGUAUGGUGAAACAAUACAAGUUGCAGAACAAUAACUGGGUGUUAGAGAUUCACCGCAAGCGUGAUAAGUGGGCUGAGGCAUAUCUUCGUGGUCACAUGGCUCUUGCUAGGAUGCGUGUUAAUGAGGCAGAAACAGAAUCUAAAACAGAGAAUAGUUUCUUGGUUUUGACUACGCCAUUGAGAAGUUUGGAAAAACAUGCAGCUGAGCUCUUUAAUCGGAAGAUUUUUUCAUUGUUUCAACGUGAAAUCAGCAAAGAGGGUAAAUUGUUUGUGAUGGAAAGAGUUGAGUUGGAGGAUCGUCGCACCUAUCGUUUUGGUGAGUACAAGGCACCAACAAUCACAUGGAUGGUUGAGUAUUUUCCAGCAGAUAUCACAAUAAAAUGUUGCUGCUUGAAGUUUGAGUUGUUUAGCAUCCCUUGUUGCCACAUGAUUGCUGUCAUGAAAUCUGAACAAUUAAUGUGUAUUCCACCGAGUUGUGUCUUGAAGAGAUGGACAAGACGUGGUAGGUCAGGAUAUCAACAACCAAGUCUUACCCAAAUUUCUAGCACCCUAACACAGACAGCCCGGUUCGGUAUACUGAGCUCAUGUUUUAGUGAAAUGUCAUAUUAUGCCUCACACGCAAACAACGAUUUUGAAGAGGCAAGGGAAAUGGCUUUCUAG